This is a messenger RNA of Alosa sapidissima (American shad), 1536 nucleotides long. It is a transcript of the gene gipc3, whose product is annotated as GIPC PDZ domain containing family, member 3. The transcript is spliced from 9 exons. Gene Ontology annotation, molecular function: protein binding. The record is from RefSeq and is a predicted model, not a curated record. NCBI's taxonomy places the organism in Eukaryota, Metazoa, Chordata, Actinopteri, Clupeiformes, Clupeidae. The coding region runs from base 1 to 1332 and encodes 443 amino acids.
AUGUCUCCAAAAAGGCAGGAUGCCCGCGACCUCACACGCCGCACCCCAACCGGACCACAGCUAGCCUCGUUCCAGAGGGCGCCGCUAGCCGCUAACGGGCCCCAUGGCAGACCGCGCUCACCUGUCCUGCGUUGCCUGGCAACGCUCAUCUCUAAUUCAGCAGGUGGCAGGCAGCAGGUGGCAGCGUCGUCAGUCCAGCCCGCAAACGCCACAUCCAGCAUCCAGAGAGAGAGUCCAGCUCAGCAGGUCAGCUACGUCCAGUAUCCAGAGAGAGAGUCCAGCUCAGCAGCCCGCUGGCACCCCCCUCCACCGCCGGAGCUGGACCCCCCUGCCCACAGCCCUCCCCCCCCACCACCGGAGCUGGACCCCCCUGCCCACAGCCCUCCCCCCCCACCGCCACCUCCGCCGCCACCGCCACCGGAACCCCCCCAGACCGUCCCGUCUGCUCCUCCGCUGCCCCCCGGCUCUCCGCCCCCUGGACCCCCGCCCUGCGUGCGGCCGCGGCUGGUCUUCCACGCGCAGCUGGCCCACGGCAGCCCCACCGGCCGCAUCCACGGCUUCACCAACGUCAAGGAGCUCUACGCCAAGAUCGCCGAGGCCUUCAGCAUCUCGCCCUCGGAGAUCCUCUUCUGCACGCUGAACUCCCAUAAGGUGGACAUGCAGAAGCUGCUGGGGGGUCAGAUCGGGCUGGAGGACUUCAUCUUCGCCCACGUGCGGGGAGAGACCAAAGAGGUGGAGGUCACUAAGACCGAGGAUGCACUGGGGCUCACCAUUACCGACAACGGGGCCGGAUACGCCUUCAUCAAGAGGAUAAAGGAAAGCAGCACGAUUGACCGGUUGCAUACGGUGUGUGUGGGGGACCACAUUGAGGCCAUUAAUGACCAGAGCAUCGUGGGCUGCAGGCACUAUGAGGUGGCCAAGAUGCUCAAAGAGCAGCCCAGAGGGGUCCCCUUCACACUGCGCCUGGUGGGCCCAAAGAAAGCCUUCGACAUGAUUGGCCAGAGGACCCGGGCACCCAAAUCCAGCGAGGGGAAGAUGGUGAGCGGACGAGAGACGCUACGUCUGCGCUCGAAAGGCGGAGCCACCGUACAGGAAGUGCCUAAUGAGUUUGAAGAGAGGGCCACUAGGAAGGUGGAUGAUCUUCUGGAGAGCUACAUGGGCAUCCGUGACCUGGAGCUGGCCACGACCAUUGUAGAGGCGGGAAAAGACAAGAGGAAUCCGGACGACUUCGCUGAAGCACUGGACUCCGUCCUUGGUGAUUUCGCCUUCCCAGAUGUGUUCCUGUUCGACGUGUGGGGUGCUCUUGGAGAUGUAAAGAAUGGAAGAUUCUAGAAGCCAGGAAAACCAGGAAAUAAUUACACUAUUUCAACACUCCAGAAAGCAGAGGACUCUGGGAUUGAAUCUGUACCUGAUCUGAGCUGUAUAGGACCAUCAGCCGUAUAGGAGGCAUAUAUAAGCAUUAUAUGAGCUGUAUUGGAGCAUAUACGAGUUAUAUAUUAGAUAUAUAACCCGCAUAUGAGCUGUAUGAGUCAAAUA